Peronospora belbahrii is the source of this 825-nucleotide messenger RNA. NCBI's taxonomy places the organism in Eukaryota, Oomycota, Peronosporomycetes, Peronosporales, Peronosporaceae. The record is from the annotation of a GenBank genome assembly.
AUGAUUUUUCAUCCCGUUGAUACCAUUGCCAAGCGUCUUAUGACUCAUAAAGAGCCUAUACACGGCCUCAUUGGUCUGAAUCAAGUGAUAUUCCGUCAUGCCUAUGAAAAGCCCAUACUGCAACGCUAUCGUUCCCUCUUUCCAGGUCUUGGCUUUGCUGCUGGUUAUAAGGUCUCGCAGCGUAUUUACAAGUUUGGUGGACAGCCGGUGGUCAAAGAUUACAUGAUUACAAAUCAUGCUGCUUUUUUUGAACAUACAUUUGGCGAGCGUAAUGCCAAGACCAUGAUGCACGCUUCAGCUGGUAGUCUCAUUGGUGUUGGUGAAAUUGCUCUAUUGCCAUUGGAUGUGCUCAAAAUCCGUGCCCAGACGAAUCCAGCGGCUAUCGCCGGUAAGGGCGUGGCCCACAUCUUCAAGACAGAGGGCUUCGCACUGUACCGUGGCGCAGCCUGGACUGCUGCACGUAAUGCGCCCGGCUCAUUCGCGCUAUUUGGUGGAUCAGCUCUUGCCAAGGAGUACAUUUUCCAAUUGAAAGACUACAACAAUGCGACCUUUUUUCAGAAUUUUGUAGCCUCUAUUUCGGGUGCUUCAGCUAGCAUCAUCGUGGCACAGCCGCUGGAUGUAAUCAAAACGCGUAUCCAGUCGCGUCCAUUUGACUCACCGGAAAGUGGCAUGACAAUUGUGCGCAACCUGCUCAAGACGGAAGGCCCUGGUGCUAUGUUCAAGGGUCUGAUCCCCAAGCUGUCUGUGGUCGGCCCCAAGCUUGUGUUCUCGUUUGCUGUUGCUCAGCACCUGAUUGCGUACUUUGAAAAGUGCUUUAACUCGUAA